Molecule: messenger RNA, 1023 nt
Organism: Penicillium taxi
Lineage: Eukaryota; Fungi; Ascomycota; Eurotiomycetes; Eurotiales; Aspergillaceae
Exons: 1
Coding region: 1-1023 (340 amino acids)
Source: RefSeq, a predicted model, not a curated record
AUGCACUACACCCGGUCUCAGCGCCCCCCUCCUGGGGGGUUGAUCUCACUCGACAUGUCUCGUCGGCCUCGUGCCAAAAAGAAUCCAGUCUUGCCUACUACUGCCUCCGAUACGGCUACUACUUCCAGCACCGCUCUUUCUGGAGCUGCUUCCACCUUUGUUCCGGCUAUCACUGACACUGCUGUGAUCGACACCCCAAGCACCCCUCUUUCUGGAACUGUUCCUGUUUCCCUUCCGGCUCUCAAUGGCUCUGGUAUAAUCCCUACUUCUAGCACCGUUCCUGCUCCUAGCUCUACCCCGGUUGCCACUGUCUCCGAUAAGAUCGACACUCCCAGCACCCCCCUCUCUGCAACAGCUUCCACCUUUUUUCCAACCAGCACUGGCUCUGCUACGAUCGAGAAUCCCAUUACUCCUCUUUCUGCAACCGCUUCCAAUUUUGUUCCAACAACCACUGGCUCUGCUGUGAUUGAUACCCCCACCGCUUCUCUCUCUGGAACUGCUCCUGGCUCUACUCGGGCUACUCCUGGCUCUACUCGGGCUACUCCUGGCUCUACCCGGGCUACUCCUAGCCAUACCCCGGCUGCCACUGACUGUGCUACGAUCAAUACUUCCAGCACCCCUCUCUCUGGAAUUGCUCCCGGCUCCGGUAUGGUGUCUACUUCUAGCACCACCCCCUCGGGAAAUGCUUCUAGCUCUACCCCAGCUGCCACUGGCUCUGCUAUGAUCGACACUUCCAGCAUCCCUCUCUCUGGAAUUGCUCCUGGCUCUACUACGGCUGCCACUGGCUGUGCUACGAUCGACACUUUCAGUCCUCCUCUCUUAGGAACUGCCCCCGGCUCCGGUAUGGUGUCUAUUUCUAGCACCGUCUCAUCGGCAAAUGCUUCUAGCUCCCUCCCGGCUGCCAAUGACACCGAUAUGAUCUCUAUUGUUAGCGCCGUUCCAUCUGGAACUACUACUGGCUCUAUCACCAUGACCCACAGUGAGGACGCGGAAGACCUCCGUUUCGUAAGUGCCCCAAAUUAG